AGUGGUCCUGUGGCUUGAACUCCAAAACUUUUGCUUGCUGGGCCAGUGUUCUGUCACUGAUCCAUUCCUCCAGUUGUAGCUCUUUGUUUCUAAGAUUAGAAUUUUGAAAGGUAAAAUUACAGUGAACAUGAUUCAAAUGAAUUUGAUGAAAGAAGAUGAUGAAUUGAAUUAAUUCAUCCAUUGGCCAUCUGAGAAGGAGCUAUUUGAGAGUUCAUUUGGGGUCAUAUUAAAAGAAUUUGGUUUCUCAGUAAGUGUUCUUUGUAUUUUUUUGCAGUGAUUGCUAAUUUGUGUUAUGCUGAAAAUAUCCUUCCAUGGGAAAAAAACCUGAAAAACUGAAAAGAUAAAACUAUAAUUACCAGUAUUACUAGGGUUUAAGUUAGGUCCAAAGUCGCAAUGAUUAGCCUUUCUUUAGCAGAUGCAGCAUCUGGAGAGAAAUCUUUCUGUGUCUUCAAGCAUUUUUUUAAGAUUUACUACCCAGGACUCUUGGUCUGGGUCAGUCAAGGAGCAUUUCCAGACAAGAAAAUGGAUGGAAGUCUUCCUAAGGGAAGGUUUCCCGUCCCCAAGGAAGUGAACCGCAAGAAGGAAGACGAGGAGCCCGUGGCCGCCUGCCAGCCUCCCCCGGGCCGCGCCGACCGCCGCCCCCCGCCUCUCAGUGACCGCCGCUCGUUCUAAUCGUGACACCUCCGUUUGUAUCACACCUGGUGUCUGGGUGUUGGUGAGGUCAUGGUAUCAUAUAGAGGAUUGUUUUCUGUGUAAAUCAUCAAGUGUAAGAAGAAACUAUGGGACUCUGGGCCUCGCUUUACAGAAUUUCCAGUGGACAAACAGGUCUCAUCAAGCCAGUUUCGCAUCCUCCUGACUCACGUGAAACCGCUCACAAUUUCACACUGUGAAUCCACGUUUACAAACCCCUCCAGGUGGGCCUUCAGGCCUGGUUCGCUAGACGACGUCUUCCACCACUCGAACCCCACCCGCCGCGCUCUCGAGCGCCCGGUCCGCCCCGCCGUCUCCCUCCACCGCUCCUGACUGCUCUUUGCAGAGGCUGAGAGUCCCUUUUUUUUUUUUUUUUCAUUUAGAUGUAACAAGCCUAGUAGUUUACGUUCAUCAAUUGUCUGUAUAUCUCUCUAUUUUACCCAUGUACUCUUUUAGUGUAUAGAAGUAGUUCGAAGCUCAUUGUUUCCUUGUGGUAAGUGACCGAGAUGCUACCACAGGAUCUGAGACACUGAUGAAUGGUGCUAUUUUGGACUUUCAGCAUACUCCUUGGCGAGGUAGCUCUGACGGAGUUCUUUUUUAUUUCCAUGUUCUAAGAAGGUGUUGGUACUCUGUUUCCCUGAAUGUCGUCCUCUAGACUGGAUUGGCUUGUUUCCUUGUGUCUUCAGUGUGGCUUUCUUCCUCCGUGCUGUAGGGUGAAUGAAUGCUACCAAGAGUGUGAGAGACUACCGUCUCCCUGGCUGGCACUCACGGACAACGCAGUCAGCGUAGCGGGAGCCGUUGCAAAACUGUAAUGCACUUACCCAACCUCUUCCUUUACUCAGCCUCGCCUGCCUGACUUAGAGAAAGACAAGCAAUAAUCUUACAGGCAUUUGGAGGUGUCUCUUUGGAUUCUUUUCUGUUUGACUGGAUAUUUGGGGGAAGGGUACACAUUUUUUUAAAAGUCCAGUGGUGGGUGGGCGGGGGAGACACAAAGCACUGGAAUUUAAGUAGGAAUAAUGAACAUUACUUAUCUGACCCAAAAAUUAAGUUGCAAAAAAACCUAUCUUUACACGUAACUCUGAUAAAAGGGGGAGCGCUCUCUUUUGUCUGACAGUUUUUGAUACUCCAAGUGUAGACUUUGCAAUUUGGUUCUUGCUCCUGAUGAAAUGGAUUAAACACACAAAAAUCAGAUCAGAUAAUACCAUCUACUCCUGGAAUUGUUGUUUGUGUUAGCCAGUCUGAAAGCCCACCUUCAUUUUUAUACAACUGUCUUUUAGCUCUUCCUUUGACAGGGCAGGCCUUGUUCUGAACUGCUUCUCCCUCCGACUGUUAAACAUGACUGCAUGCGCCGCAUUUCUUUGUUCUUUCCUGUCUCCCCCAUUGGCCUGAGUUUCUUGUGUGUCCCUCCCACCCCCCCUCCUUUGUUAGAAUAAGUAUAUCAGCUGUGUAAAUAGAGCAAGAAAAACAGUAUUCUGCAUCUGUGGCAUUUAUGUAGAGUUGCGGUUGUGUGCUGCUGAAGAGGCAGGCUUUUGUAAGCGAUGUGAUCUUUACUGAUGCACUCACAAGUACCCAAUGUAUUUUAGCUAUUUUAGUAGUAUUUGUUCAAUAAAUAUGCAAGCUGUAUGAUCACUGUC
Molecule: messenger RNA, 2324 nt
Organism: Perognathus longimembris pacificus (Pacific pocket mouse)
Lineage: Eukaryota; Metazoa; Chordata; Mammalia; Rodentia; Heteromyidae
Gene: Nrep
Product: neuronal regeneration related protein
Exons: 3
Coding region: 394-672 (92 amino acids)
Biological process (GO): regulation of neuron differentiation; regulation of transforming growth factor beta receptor signaling pathway; axon regeneration
Cellular component (GO): cytoplasm; nucleus
Source: RefSeq, a predicted model, not a curated record